AGACACAAGGAGGACAGAAGAAGUUAUCAAACAAAAGGGCUGCUUGUCUCGGUAACGGAUUAGUUGAAACGUAGAAGUUUACAGUAAUGUAGAAUCUUGACUACUAUAAAUAACCCCUGUCACGUGAGAGCUGUGAAAGAUAAAAAAAAAAAUAAUGUAGGUCAAAGUAAUUAAAUGGUUUCACAUAUUUUAAAGUAUACAAUUAAACUCAAACGUUGUCACUUAUCAGUGCUAUUGAUAGGUCUAGUCAUGUUUCGCAUGUUGUAUGGACAAGGAACUAAUUAGAAUUACAAAUGGAUGUAGUGUUUCGGAGAGUUAUCGGUGCUGAAGGCGAACAACACAAUAUUUACAGUAACAAGGGAGAUUACUUGUUAAGCUCGGUAGAGCAUUGAAAGUGUUUUUGAUUGCAUAUCUAAUGAAGAAGUGGAUUCACGCAAAGAUGAAUCUUGUAAACAUUUCCUGGUGCUAGAAGCACUAAAUCUAUAUCAAAAGAUCCAUGAAAUAAACAGAUCUUUUUUUUUUAUUCGUGCCAGAUGGAUCUCACAAAUAACAAUAUUUGAACACACCUAAAUUUGUGGAACUAGAAGACAGAGCGACCCUUGUCAACUGCGCCACAGACUAGGGUGCUCACUUGACGGAACGAGCAACGAAAGGGGCGCGGCACUGUGAGAUUGAAUUUCGUUAUUCAGAUGUAAUCUUGGUGGAGAUCUCAAGGGCGUAUCAACAAUGAUGCUCCUCUGCGGUCCCGUUCUCUUGCUUCUUGGAGCUACGCUCUUGUCUCUCUGCGAUUCGGGUUCAUCUCAAGUAGAGGUAACAUCCAUGCCAACUGUUCUAAUUCAAGAAAGCAAAGAGUCAUUACAGAAUGCCAGCAGGACGGACAAGAAAGCUGGUAAGAAAAAAGUCCGCAUUAGCGUAAGACUUCAAUUACCCGCCAGCAAAGUGACGAAACUGUUAAAUGGUGAGGACGAGGGUCAGUACCGGAGACUUACAGAAAUACUAACAGAAGACAUUCAGAAAAUGUACGCUGACCAGCCAGGUGAACAAAAAGUGUACGAACUAAAGUUCAGCUCUAAAAGAAACCCAAAUGAGACCCAAGAACCAGAAUCGAAACAUCCCAAGAAAAACAUAAAGUCGGAACGACACAAGGAAAAGAAACGAAAAAUGCGAAUACAGAAAACAUUAAAAACGCUACGAAAUCAAACAGCUGAGGGCUCAGUGGUUAAUGAUGACAACAUAAUGCCUUAUUCAUCAAAGGGGAAGAAGAGUGGCAGACGGCGCCAGCAGAAGAGCAUUGCUGGAGAUCAGAAACGGAAACCGAGAAGGAAAGCGAGAAAAUCACAGAGAGUUACACAAGAAUUGAUGACGCCAUCAGAGGUAUCAAUCCCCAGCUUGACAAAGGAACCUAAGACCACAAACAGAGAGAUAAUGGCUGAACUCGUAACUACGACGGAGUUGUGGGGCAGCGGAGUGGCGGAGGGCGUCAAGGCAAGUGAUGACAAGUUCAAUGUCCCUAGACUGACCAACCUUUUCAGACAGUGUUUGAAACUCUCUACAGACAACCCAAACGACUACACCAUCUGGAUGGACCAGUACCUAGCUGCCUAUAAUGAAUUACUCCGCAUUUUUUACUUCUUCGGCCCAAUUUUUAAAUUCGCUGCAGACGAUGUCAGAGAAAAAAUAGACUUACUGCGAAGCCUUCGCCAGAGUGGAGACCUCCUCAAGAACGACAACUACACAAGCAUACAGAGUAUGUUUGAAUACGAGUUCUCUCCUUCGGGAAACGCCAGCAAACAAGAAGGCGUCCGCGAGAACAAGUACCUUCUUCGCGCCUUGAAGUUUAUCGGGCUGCUUAUCAAGCAUUUCCGGAAUAAGGACACCAGCCGAGGCAUGAGCUCCAAGGCGAAGGAGGCUUACGACGAAUCUCUAGCCCAGUAUCACGAGUGGUAUGUCCGCGCCGCUGUAAAUUUGGCCCUUCUGGCUUUCCCGUCCCGGGAAAGCGCUCUCGCAUUGAUGGACGUUCCCGACACGGAGGUGGGUGCGCGACAGAUGGACGACCUGUACCUGGCGGUGACCGCCGUCUAUAAUGAGAUGCUGAAGGUGUAUCUGAAAUACUCAGCAGCCACCUAGUGGUGACGACAACGUCAACGUUUCACGUACACACUCGGUGAUCUGUAAUGUAACACUUAAGUCUUAACUGCGGUGUCAUUAUCAAAUAUCGGAUUACCUGUAUAGCAAGAGCACUCAGCACCUGACCUAUAUAGGUUUGAGGAAUUGUUGUCAAAAAGAGGCAGAAAGUUUGCAAAGUUUUUCGCAGCAGAAAUGUACUUUGAUGCAAUAAUAUAAAGACAUUUUUGUCGUUUGAAAGUAAAAAGAUUCAUUAUGUACAUUUUAAUAUAUAAUAAUUAUUAUGUAAUCAUGUAUAAAUAUAUUCGCAAUUUUUAUGUUCCUCCACAAUAGUUUCGCAUUUAUUAUAAUCGAAGAUUUUCAUACAUGUAAAUCCAUAAAUAGCAAGGUGUUUUUGUAUAUCUGAUGUACCGAAUAAAGAAAGUGUUGAUAAACUUUGCUUUUUAAAAGUGUAAUUAGAAUUUUUGUGCACUUUUUAGCUAUACAUAAUCAUUUUUUCUGAUCACUUCCGCUCGUGGAUCUUUUUUUUUUUUUUAUAUAUAUAAUUUUGUUGGCAAGCUUAACGCUCAGUUUAGCGCCCUAAACAUUGUUUAGUUUACUUGAAAAUCUCCAAUAAUGGCUGCACACACACACACAGAAAACAUUUUCUUUCUGAAUGGCUUACAAAGAAAAGGGGAGGGGCGGUGGUCGAGGGGCUAAGAGCUUCGCUUCCAAACCUAGAGGUUCUGGUUUCGAAUCUCGGUGAAGGCUGGGAAUUUAAAUUUCUGCAUUUUUUUGGGCGCCCCUAAGUCCAUCCAACUCUAAUGGGUACCUAACUUUAAUUGUGCUGGUCACUGCUCGUUAGCCGUUGGCCUCAACAUCAUCUGCGCUCUAGAUCGCAAGAGGAACCGUGUAGAGAGGGAAGGUGGAGAUAAUUUUAAAAAAAGUUUGAUAGUUUUUUAAAAGUUAGGCCCACACUUUGACCAUAUGCUAAAUGUAGUUUUAUAAGCUUAUCCCAUUCAAAAUGGUUGUUCUUAACAAACACAUCUGUUUAUGCCAGGCCGUUAGAGGAAGAUCUUGAUUUCUAUUCGUGGUUUGGGCUGUGAGUCGCUUGCUCUAAAGACCACUUUAUUUUUUAUUAUCCCGCUUUAUUUAGAUAAUGUGGCAUCGAAGCUUCUUUCUUAAAAACACAGGCCUCGUUAGACUCAAUUUUCAAUGCCAUUAUUUUUCUUUCUACACUUCAUACUGUUAGCUUGCAUUCUCUUCAUAUGGGAAAAACUUGCCAGGUAGGUAUUUGGAAAAAAAAAAACGAUUUCUCUAGAAUCUUGACAGUUUAUGUAUGUCUUUGGGGAAAAAAAAUCCUAGCUAAUUGACCAUGCAGUGAAAACUCUGGUUUGACCGUUCUUGUUGACGGUCGUUGACUUGUAGCAACAAACUGCUGGUAGACAAACUGCAUUAGGCGUAUUAUUGCUUAAUUCGUAAAACUUGUAAAAAGUUACAUAACUUCUUUGUGAACAAUGCUAAAUAGAACUUGUAUUACAACAUAUACAAAACGAAGUGGAGAUAAAAGGAAACAAUGAAAUGAAAUGAGAUGAAAUAGUUGAGUAAUAGUUUAAUAGUUUAGUAAUAAACUAAAUGGUAUACCAAACAAAAUCUAACGCACUACAAUAACACGAUCUUUCAGUCUCACGUUCUGGAGUCGUCUGUCCUAACUAGGACAGCUGACGAUAUUGCCACCUAUCUUGCAUCAUUCACAAACAAUCGCUAACCUCUUCCCACCGUCACCAUAGAAACACACACAGACACACACUUACCAUAAUACUAUGACAAUUUUUCUAAUUAUAAUCAUCUUAAAAUUAAAUUUGGCUUAGGUUUCAAAUACAAAUACGGCUUCUUUGGAAAUAAUCACCCUCGACUCUAUGUUUGUGUGUGUGUGUGUAUUCAGUAAAGAGUCGAAGAAAUAGAUAGACGUCAAUAAACUUUUUGCGCAGAGUGUGAAGACGUUAAGCUUCAGUCUACAUUGUCCUUUUAAAAUCUUCACCUAUCCCUUAGUCUGUUGGACCGUUGGGGCACCAUGCAAGAUUCGUCGACCGUCUUUCUCCAUUCCUCUCUGUCUUUUGCCUUAGUUAGAGCCUCUUUCAAUGGCAGGCCCGUCCAUUCUUUUAUGUUGUCCUCGCAUCGUUUUCUCUGUCUGCCUCUUCUUCUUUUUCCUGGAACUGUUUCCUGAAGGAAGGUCUUUGAGAGCCCCGAAGAUCUUGUAUUAUGGCCAUAGAUUUUAAAAUCAUUAGCCGUACUGUAAAUGAAACAACUUAAUUGUUUAAAGCGCACAGGAAAGAUUUCUUAACAAAAAAAUAGAGCAUUUCAAGUAAUAAAUAGAAUGAGAUACGAUAGGCCACCAUCAGUAUGAUGAAUUACGAAUUGAUUAAAAAAAACUUUUUAUAUUAUAGUUUUUACUUGUUUAUGAGGCGCGGCGGCUGAGUGGUAAAGCUAUUGGAUUCCUAACCGGGGGUCCCGGGUUCGAAUCGUGGUGAAGAAUGGGAUUUUUAAUUUCGCAUUUUUAGGGCGCCUCAUACCCAGCUCAAUGGGUACCUGACAUUAGUUGGGGAAAAGUAAAGGCGGUUUGUCGUUGUUUAAUUAAACCGUGGGCCACAGAAACAGGUGACCUUUAGGCCUACAUCAUUACCCUAUAGAUCGCAAUGUCUAAAAGAGUUUUAUUAUUUAGCCUCAAAACGUCUUUUCACACGAUUCCUUUUUUUACUUUUUCAGUUGUUUUUUUUUUUACAGAGAUUUAUUUACUUCAUAGCAUUAAUAAAAUGUUAGAUGUCGGUUCAUAGUUCAUACCCACGACAAUGGUAAUAUGUCUCUUCUAUUGAGUAUAUAUCUUGAAUGCUCGGAAAUAUUCCAAUCGUUCAAUACUUCUCUAAGGGAAGUAAGCAUCGAAUGUAAUUGGAACCCAGAUCGUAUACGGCUUGUCACUACGAGUGUCCUCCCUUACCUGUUGAGACUUGGUGAUUCCCAGUAACAUGAUUCCAACAGGGCCGGCCUUAGGCUAAGGCAAACUAUGCUGCCUACUAGGGCCUCAAAUUGACGGGGGAGGAGCUCAGAACUCAAAACAUUUUUUAAGGGAAAAAAAUUGCAAAAUAUGGAUCAAAUCUCAAACCAGAACUCUAUGGCUCUAUGUUUACUAGCCUAGAUCUAAGUCUGUACUAUGAUUCAAGGUGUAUAGACGAAUGUUUAGAUCUACUUGUAAGACUACAUACAAGACCAAUGUUUCUUCCUUUUGGUUAAAAUGUUGAAACGUUAUUUCAAACCUGCUACUCAUAAAACGUCCCAUGAAGCACAUAUUAUUUCUUGAUUUAGUGGAAGGUUUUUUUUUAACUCAUUGCGUAUUUUUCUAUCUCUAUUUUUUGUAUCUCUAUUACACUUCGCAUAGACCCUCCAAUUACCUAAUGCCGGCCUUGAUUCCAUAUGCAUGUGCUUCAACCACCGGUAGAAAUAGAAAUUAUCAGAAGCGUCAGGGCGUCACUAUAGUCGGUGCCACCCGGUGCGGUCCGCACCCAACUAGUGACGCCACUGGAAACUAUUCAGAGAUAUCUUCUCUUGUAAUUUCAGCUAAUUAGUUUUAGUUACUGUCAAGAAAUGUACACCUAAUUUCCGAUGCUAUCAUCGUCUUGUAAUUUAGUGUAUAAAUAAAAAUUCAUUCUUUA
This is a messenger RNA of Biomphalaria glabrata, 5810 nucleotides long. RefSeq lists its product as uncharacterized. Gene Ontology annotation, biological process: intermembrane lipid transfer; ceramide transport. Gene Ontology annotation, molecular function: ceramide 1-phosphate transfer activity; ceramide 1-phosphate binding. The transcript is spliced from 7 exons. Bases 727 to 2127 code for a protein of 466 amino acids. Gene Ontology annotation, cellular component: cytoplasm; membrane; cytosol. The record is from RefSeq and is a predicted model, not a curated record. Lineage: Eukaryota; Metazoa; Mollusca; Gastropoda; Planorbidae.